AUGUAAAAAGUUCAAAAAAAUAAUUACAGUAAAAAGAUUUGCUCGCUUUUGUUCAAUUUAGAUCUCUUUGCAUAAGAAGUAUAGCUGAGAAUUAAUAAAAAUGAUAAAUUCUUUACUCCACUUGGAAUAAUUAUGUCGCUCAUUUUAAUCGCACUUUCUUUAAUAUUAGCAAUUAACAAUAUUGUCGAAGUUGUUUAAAAAACAAAUCCAUCAGUUGUCUCUUCUGAUCAAUAAGAUUAAGAAACUCCAGUAUUUAUUAUUUAAAUUUCAAAGAAUUUUUUACUUAUGCCAAAUAAUUUUACUUUUGUAAUAAGUGUCAAUAAAUUCACAUUAGAUAACAUUUAUGGACUUGAUACAUUAUUUAGUUUAUAGUUUACUUAAUGUUUUAGGAAGAGAGAUCCAGAAACUAGAAAAAUAACUUAAGGAUGUUAAAAUUAUAGUAUGAAUAAAUGUGAAGAUAGAAAUUUUGAGGCUUAAUUUUAAAAAACAUAUUUUUAAUAAUUUAAUAAAAGUAAUAUUUAUUGCAUAAAUCAUGAUGAAUGGAUAGCAAAUCCUUUUGUAAUAUAUAUGAAAUUAUAUUUUAAUAGUCUAUUUAGGGAUCUGCUGCAUCUAAUGAAUUUAAAUAUUUGAAAUUUAAUUUACUUGUUUGUUAAAAUAAAAGUCAAAAUAAUACAUGUUAUCCUAAAGACUAUAUAUAAGCAAAUUUAACAGGUGGAUUAUUAGUUUAUUAUGUGCAAGAUUAAUUAUUAGAUUUAAAGAAACCAUAAUAAUUCUUUGUUCCAUCUAUUCGUCAAGGUUCAGCUAUAUUUGCAUAGAAAACUUAAAAGACAAUAGUUGCUUACCAUAAAACUAUAUAUGUUCAAACAGAUGUUGGUUUAUUUAUAGAAGAUCUUUAAGAGAGAAAUAGUUAUUAAAGUUAUUUAGAGAAAGAAUCAUCAGAUGCAGUUGAUUCAAAUAAAUUAAUAGAAUAUGUAUAUCAAUUAGACCCUAGGUUGUAAUUUAUAAUUAUUUAGAUAAACAUUUUAUAAUAGAUCAUAUCCUAAGAUUUAAGAUAUAAUAGGUACAAUAGGAGGUCUUUGGCAAGCCUUAUAUUUUACAAUUUCAAUUCUUAUUAUGCCAUUUGUUUAAGGAUUUAUGGAAUUAAGUUUAAUCAAUAAAUUUUUUAAUUUCUCUUACAAAGCAAAUGCUAUUCUUGAUGAUUGUUCCAUAUCUUAAAAUAGAAGUCAUAUACUUAGUCCACCUUAAUCUAAAACAACAAUUAAGAAAUCUUUUACUAGUUAAAAGUUAUAAAUUGAAAAGAUUUCUGAUACUUCUUAAAUUGCAUAAUUUUUAAGGGAAAGAAAAAAUUUAUUAAAAUUAAAUCUUUCCGAUUUAUGUGGAUUCAUGUUUGGUAGUUAAAAAAAACAAAGAAAACAAUUUGAAUAUAGUUAAAGAAAAAUUCAAUAGAAAUUGGACAUAACAGUAAUAAAUUAGAUAUAUAUAUAUAUAGUUUAUAUUAAACAAAUUAUUUGAGAUAGAUAAAUUAAAAAUGGUGUUAUUAAAUGAAAACUAAUUGAAAUUAUUUAAUUAUUUUCCAAAGCCAUGUGUUUCUGAUGCUUUAAUACUCAAUUAAGAUGAUAAAUUAUUGUAAAAUUAAGAAAAACAAAUAGAGUUUUCAUAUCUUUUGAAAGAAGAACUAACACAUGAAAUGAAAGUUCAAGAAGCUUACAAGGCUUAUAAGAAAAUAAAGAAAUUAAAUAAUUAAGAAUAAUUAGAUUAAAGAAUACUAAUUCAUUUAGAUUAAGAUUUAAGAAAUCUAUUUGAUAGUUUAAUUGAAUCAGAUUAAUCUAAUGAUUCAUGCAAUUGUAAUUAUUUUUAUGUUAAUUUGAAGUAAAUGAUGUCUAAAUUUUAAAUGAUUCAAAAUAUUAAAAUAUUAUUACAACAUAUAAAACCCAUGAGAAACCGCAUAAAAAAUAAAGUAAUUGA
Molecule: messenger RNA, 1965 nt
Organism: Paramecium primaurelia
Lineage: Eukaryota; Ciliophora; Oligohymenophorea; Peniculida; Parameciidae
Source: the annotation of a GenBank genome assembly